Molecule: messenger RNA, 806 nt
Organism: Didymodactylos carnosus
Lineage: Eukaryota; Metazoa; Rotifera; Eurotatoria; Philodinida; Philodinidae
Source: the annotation of a GenBank genome assembly
UCGUUAGCGUAAGGCAUUACGUAUGCCCACAGGCCGAAAUAAACAUCUUACAUCCUGUUUUCUCAAAGAGCCACAACAAAAGAAGUUAUCUCAGUUAAAAGGAGUCUUUUAAUAACCCAAGUCUGACUCAAUAUCCAAACCCAAGUCUCGGACUUGGGUACCCAAUCCCAAACCCAAGUCCAGACUUGGGUUUGGGUUUGUAACAUACCUAGUUCCGUCAAUAUCCCACCUCACAAUAACUCAGCCCUCAGUUUAGUAUUCAUUCUCGUAAUAUUCAACAGAGGAUUCGACAGUUUAUUCCGAUUUUGUCUUCUGCUGUCGGAAAGGUUCAGUGACCCUCAUUAGAACAACUAUCUGAAAGAAUUAUUUACGAUCCAGUUCUGGAAACAUAUAUAGAUGGUACCUGCCAUAAAAUACAAAGACCAAGUAGGAAUGUUCUUAGACGAAUAGCGAGUAGAAAUCGCUAAUCAACUUUUUUUAGUACGACGGUAAAAAAUUUAUUAUUCGGGAAAACAGAAAUAUCACUGGCUACCAUCUACAUUUGCACCCCUGAUCGGCGAUUUGUAUUUUUUAAAACCGGAUAUUUUGGUUCAUAUCAUGAUGCUAAACUGUUUACUCUAGCUAAAGUUGGUGAACAAUGUCCAGUUGCUGAAGGGCCUUGGUUAUUAGGAAAUCGAAGUUUUGCGAAUAAACCACCGGUAUUUACACCAUUCAGAUCAAACGAGCUGCAUCGCGCAGGUUUACCAGAGCAACAGAGGUUAGCUUUCAAUAAUCGACUGUCACUCACACUAUCGCAUUGGAAUUGA